UAAUUUGAUAGACAUGGAAUCUGAUGAAAAAGUAUUAUCAGAUGUUCAUAUAGAGAGUGAAAAUGUAUCUGUUAAUAAUGAUUACACAGUGAGUAGGUUUUGGUUCCGGGUGUUACCCUGUGGAUCAUGUGUCAGUACAUGUACAGACAGUGAGGAGAGAGGUGGGGUGACCGACUCGGAUGGGGAUAUGGUGCUGAGUAGAAGAACAAACACAGCAAGGGAAGAAGAUGAAGAGCAGUAUGUUUUAACCAUAGCCCACUCUUUGUCAACUGGACUAAAAGAUGUUGGAAAACAGCUGUGGCAUGGAUCCCUUGUUUUAGCUGACUAUCUGAUACACAUCCAAGAUGAGCUACAAGAUAAAACAGUGGUGGAGCUGGGAGCAGGAACAGGAUUAGCUGGCAUUACUGCUUCAUUCUUUGCUAAAAAUGUUCUUUGUACAGAUGUAGGAGAAGGUGUGUUAAGAUUAACAGAACAUAACUUGGACCAGAAUUGGAACUGUCUGGAUCUUAUGAAAAAGAAAAAUUACAGAAUCUGUCAGCUAAACUGGAUGUCUGAAAAUCUAGUUACAGACUGUGGAAAAUAUACCAUGACAGAAGAAGACAUCAGUUUGUUAAAUAUUGCCCAGAUCUUUAUAGCAGGUGACGUUGUGUAUGACAAUGAACUGACAAUGGCUUUCUUUAACACAGUGUACAGACUUAUGUCAAAACCACCUUCAAAGUCACUGUACAUUAGCAUGGAGAAAAGGUAG
Molecule: messenger RNA, 748 nt
Organism: Saccostrea cuccullata (small rock oyster)
Lineage: Eukaryota; Metazoa; Mollusca; Bivalvia; Ostreida; Ostreidae
Product: methyltransferase-like protein 22
Exons: 7
Coding region: 14-748 (244 amino acids)
Biological process (GO): protein methylation
Cellular component (GO): nucleus
Molecular function (GO): protein methyltransferase activity
Source: RefSeq, a predicted model, not a curated record